This is a messenger RNA of Bombus terrestris (buff-tailed bumblebee), 1108 nucleotides long. RefSeq names its product gem-associated protein 8. Gene Ontology annotation, biological process: spliceosomal snRNP assembly. Bases 322 to 1035 code for a protein of 237 amino acids. The record is from RefSeq and is a predicted model, not a curated record. The transcript has 2 exons. Gene Ontology annotation, cellular component: SMN complex. NCBI's taxonomy places the organism in Eukaryota, Metazoa, Arthropoda, Insecta, Hymenoptera, Apidae.
CUAUUACAAUCAAUUGAGAUUGUAUGUCUAUAAAGUAAUAUAAUACUUGUCAAUAAUUUACUCAUUGACGCUCAUUAUUGUAAUAUAUAUGUACUAGCUUAUAUUAAAUACUUGGAGAAUGAAACAUUUAUAUAUUAUUUGCCAAUUAUGAUGCUCGUAUUAUAAAGUAAUAUAAAAUAAAUGGAAAAUCUAAUUUUGUGUUUACAAGGUUGAUGUCUUGUCAGUCAUAGCCAUAAUUUCCGUGGUUUUAUAUAAGUGCGAUGAUAAUGAUACUGUUACAAAUAUAAUUUCUUUUUUCAUUGAACAAAACGGUUAUAAGAUAUGGAGUUUGUUGGUAUAAAACGUGGGAGAAGUCGAAAAAAAACGAGAAAUUUGAAAAAGCAACGUAGUCAACAAAUAAAGUUUGAGGUUAAGUUUGCGAAACGUCGUGGAUUGAUUUCGGAUCGUAAUAUUUUCGUUGCUAAAGAAAAAUUAAUUGUCAAUACGAUGCAAGCUAAUUCAUUUUGGGAAAAUUACACAGCUGCUCAAGAAUGGCAAAAAAGGCAUAGCAUAACUUGGUGGAGAACACGAUGUAUUGCGCUGGAAUAUGAGAACCAAAUAUUAAAAGAUAAAUUAAAAUCUUUGGUAUGCCAAAACAGUCAACAGUAUACAUCACACAAACGGAAAAAGAGUGGAUUUAAGUAUCAGAAUGGAGAAGGAAAAUGUGAAGAAACCAGAUUUAACGAAGAAGCAGAAAAUUUGGAAUUUCAUAUAGAUGAAGAAAUGCUGAGUUUUUUAGAGCAAAGUAUGAGACAUAAAUUUGAAUUGAAAAAAUUAAGAGAAUCUGAAACAUGUAUUAAAAAAAGAAAAGAAGAGGAAGAGACUAUCCAAGGAGGAGCCACAUGGAUGCAUGCAAGAAAUAGUAACGCAAAAUUAUUAUAUGGUGAAGCUAGCCCUACGAUAUUAGCAAUGGAAACUGCUCUUCAAACUACGGUUGAUAGACACAGAGACAAAGCAAAACCUCAGUAUUGGCCAAUUAUUUCUUUAAAACCAUAAACACUAGGAUCACCUACAUAUGUUAAAAGAUAUAUUUUGUAAAGAAUUAAAUACAAUGAAAAUUUUUCUAUUA